Messenger RNA from Alosa sapidissima (American shad), 2255 nucleotides. RefSeq names its product raftlin, lipid raft linker 1a (gene rftn1a). The transcript has 9 exons. The record is from RefSeq and is a predicted model, not a curated record. The coding region runs from base 1 to 1770 and encodes 589 amino acids. NCBI's taxonomy places the organism in Eukaryota, Metazoa, Chordata, Actinopteri, Clupeiformes, Clupeidae.
AUGGGCUGCAAUCUGCCAAAGGGGAGUGGUUCUGGUGAUGAUGUCAUCAGUCCAGGCAGAAUCCAGUCCACCGUGAGAAAGACGCAAAUACACUCCCAAGGGGGUGUGGCCUAUACAUACCACUUCCUGGACUUCCUUUUGGGAAAGGAAGAUGUAGGUGUGUCGUCUCUGCUCUGCCUGUCGUCGGUGAGAGAGUUACCUGUGCAGGUGAGGGAGUGGUGUGGCCGGGGGUAUGAGCUGGUCGCUGUUCACCCGUUCGUCCACUCCUGCAGCCCAGAGGCAGCCAGGAUGUACCGCAGCCUGCACAGGGCUGUGCUCAUCAAGGAGGCAAACGGCUCUGAAAAGAGGCAGGAGUGUUGCUUGGAGACAGACGUGUGUUUCUGUGGUCACCAAGUUCCCGACCCAGAAGUGUUCCAGAACUACAUGAAAAAGGUUCAGGACCAGGCGGCUAAGGGUCUGGAACUGGUCGGACUUCUACAGCAGCCGGGGGGUGGACCCUGCUUCCCUGGCCACUGGAACUCUGAGGAGCUGUCCUCUCUUCACUCCACCCCCUCCCCUGUGCACAGCCAAUCAGAGCAGACUCAGGCCAACCAAUCAGAGAGCACGUCUCCAGACAUGCGCCUGGGCGGAGGCGGAGGCAGAGUUCCUGGGGUGGAGGUGGGGCAGACGGGCCCAGCUGAGCUGGACAGUUAUAAACCAGGGCAGAGCGAUGUGGACACACGAGACCGUCCAGACGACGAUGGGGACGAGCAGAACACACACGACACACAGCCACCACAGGAGAAGCAGACACAGAACACACACAUCACACUCAACAAUAAUAAUGUGCUCCUGAAACGGCCUGAAGACUGCCAUCAAACUCCACACACUCAGAACCGAGUGCAGCUAUUUGCGUUGUACAGGCACACAAAGAAUCUGAUUGGCUCACAGAGGUUCUACUCAGUCAGGAUUCCACUGCAGCUACAAUGGGAGGCGGGGUUUGUGACAGGAGUCGACGCCCACUGGCUGGAUCAUAUGAACCAACACUUCCUCAAUGGGGCCAGCCUGAUUGACGGAUUUCUAUGCCUUGUAGAAGACACAGCGCCCUCUAGUGUUCAGGGGGUGUUCAUUUUCCAGGCCCCCCCAGAUGACGCUGAGGUGACCACAUCCUAUGAUGCUAUAGUAGUGGAGCAGUGGACAGUUAUUGAAGGCGUAGCAGUGAAGGUGGACUACACACCACUCCUGUUAUCUUUGGCGCCGUUUGGAUGGAGGCUGAUGUGUGUGCUGCCUACACCUCUCAUCCGCACUAACAGCGACGGCAGCCUGGCCACCAAGCAGAUCCUGUUCCUGCAGAGGCCCGUGCAACUGCGCAGGAGGGAGCGCCGGAAGCUGCUCUUCAAACGGUUGAACAGGACAAAGAGAAACUCGCUCAACUGCGGAACAGAAGACGCUGAAACAGGAUGGGCAAUAUCUCCCCAGAGGGAGGAAGAAGAGGAGGAAGAGGCAGACGGAGAAGGAGAAAUGGAGGAGGAAGAGACAGGCGAAAGAAAAGAAGAGAUGAUCAAGGAGGAGGGCAAGAACCAGGAAAGCACAAAGAGUGCAGAGGGAGUCAGCCAAUCGGAACCUCUGGAUGAAAGAGAAGAUGGUGUGGCUACAGAGGACAAUCAGGAAGUAGGAGGGGCAAGUGAAUGCACCAAUCAGGAUGGCCAGAGUAAAGAGGAGGAGGAGCUUAAACAGGAAGAGGAAGUGAGGCAGUAUGCCACGCAUGCUCUGUUCUCUGGGGUCUGCUGACAGGAGUGACAUCCCUCCAUCAUAUCAACCAGCAACACUCCUCUCACAGAGCCAGAGGCUGAACACCCUGACCAGGUCAGAGGUCGGAGUCUGGAGACAACACACUGAAAAUGUGGACUGUGUGUGUAAAGCACAAAUCCCAACACAACUACAUCAAAUGGCUUUUUUUUGUUAAGAUCCAACCCUUAUUUCUGUAUUCAUUUAAACUUUUGGCCAAAAUCUUUGAAAACUCCUUCGAGCUCCACCUUCAAGCGGAAUUUCGGUAUUUUUCAACCUAGGGUCAAAACAAGGUUAAUCAGAGGACAAAACAAGGUUAAUCAGAGUAGUUUUGAGUAAGACCGGAAUAUGCAUUUGUAAUGAAAUAGCAUAUAGCCUCAUAUAUAGCAUAUAGUCUCAAAAUAUCAUCACAAUUUAAUGCUGGUGUGGAGAGGGUCCCUGCAGAAGAAUGUUCACCUUUCUAAGUAUAGAGAAAGAGUAUUAAACAG